This is a messenger RNA of Manis javanica (Malayan pangolin), 3298 nucleotides long. It is a transcript of the gene CABLES1, whose product is annotated as Cdk5 and Abl enzyme substrate 1. Gene Ontology annotation, cellular component: cytosol. Gene Ontology annotation, biological process: nervous system development; regulation of cell cycle. Lineage: Eukaryota; Metazoa; Chordata; Mammalia; Pholidota; Manidae. The record is from RefSeq and is a predicted model, not a curated record.
ACCGAGGGGCCAGCAUGGCCCGCCCGCAGGGGGGCCGGACCGCCGCGCACGCCGCCCGCGCCCCUCGCCCUGCCCAGCCCGGGUCACCGGCGCUCGCGCCCGCCGCUUAGCACUCGGGCGCCGCUGGAAACAUCGCCGCAGACGGACACAAUGGCGGCAGCGGCCGCCACCGCCGGCUCUGCCGCUUGCAGCAGCAGCUGCGCCGGCACCGACGCCGCGGGCCCCGCAGGAUUGCAGCAGCCGCAGCCCCCGCCCGCCGCCUCGCCGGCCCCGCCGCCGCCCGAGCCCCCCAGGAAGUCUCGCAUGGACCCGCGGCGCCGCCAGGCUGCCCUCUCCUUCCUCACCAACAUCUCGCUGGACGGACGGCCGCCGCUGCCGGACGAGGAGUGCGGCGGCGGCGAGGAGAGCGGCGCGGCCAAGCCCGGCGCCAGCAGCGCCUGCGGCGCGAGGACUCGGCUCAGCCUGCUCGCCGCCGCCGAGCGGAGCGGCUGCAACGCGCUCGCCGCGGCGGGCACGGCGGCGUCAGUCGCCGGAUCGGGCCCCUACUUCCCGCAUCCGUCGCCGCUGCUGCCCAUGGCCCCCGGCGGCCACGCGACGGUGCCGGGUCCCGCGGCGGCCCGGGGCUUCGCGAGCCCCCUGGGCGCGGGCCGGGCGUCGGGGGAGCAGCUGCAGCCGCCCCGGGCGGCGCCUACCGCCGCCUGCGCUCAGCCGCAGCUGCCUGACGGGCGCGGGGGCGCUGGGCUGGAAGAGCUGGAGGAGGACGAUGCCUUUAGCGGUGUGCAGGUGCCGGCGGCCGCCUUCUUAGGCUCCGGGGCCCCCGGGAGUGGGAGUGGCAGUCGGGGCCGCCUCAACUCGUUCACUCAGGGAAUCCUGCCCAUCGCCUUCUCCAGGCAGACCUCGCAGAACUACUGCUCCCUGGAGCAGCCGGGCCAGGGGGGCAGCACCAGCGCCUUGGAGCAGCUGCAGCGGUCCCGACGUCGCCUUCUCUCCCAGAGGUCGUCCUUGGAGACCCUGGAAGACAUUGAGGAGAACGCCCCUCUGCGGAGGUGUCGAACUCUCUCAGGUUCGCCCAGACCAAAGAACUUUAAGAAGAUUCAUUUUAUCAAGAACAUGAGGCAGCACGAUACCAGGAACGGCAGAAUAGUCCUUAUCAGUGGCAGAAGAUCCUUCUGUAGUAUAUUUUCCGUGCUGCCAUAUCGCGACAGCGCCCAGGCUGGGGAUAUGAAGUUGGAUGGAGGAAGACAAUCAGCAGGUGCUGUGAGCUUGAAAGAGAUUGUUGGUCUUGAAGGCGUGGAGCUGGGAGCUGAUGGGAAGACUGUUUCUUACACCCAAUUUCUGUUACCUACAAAUGCCUUUGGAGCCCGGAGAAAUACCAUCGACUCCACCUCUUCCUUCUCCCAGUUCCGUAACCUGAGCCACCGCAGCCUCUCCAUAGGACGGGCAGGCAGCACCCAAGGGAGCCUCGACACAGGUAGCGACCUGGGAGACUUUAUGGAUUAUGACCCAAAUCUCCUGGAUGACCCUCAGUGGCCUUGUGGCAAGCACAAGCGAGUUCUGAUCUUCCCUUCGUAUAUGACCACAGUCAUUGACUACGUGAAGCCCUCAGAUCUCAAGAAGGACAUGAAUGAGACCUUCAAGGAGAAGUUUCCUCACAUUAAGUUAACGCUCAGCAAAAUACGGAGUCUGAAACGAGAGAUGCGGAAGCUUGCUCUGGAGGACUGUGGCUUUGAGGAGCCCACGGUGGCCAUGGCCUUCGUCUACUUUGAGAAGCUUGCCCUCAAGGGAAAGCUGAACAAACAGAACCGGAAGCUUUGUGCUGGAGCAUGCGUGCUGUUAGCAGCCAAAAUUGGAAGUGACCUCAAAAAACAUGAGGUUAAGCAUUUAAUUGAUAAACUGGAAGAGAAGUUCCGGCUGAACAGACGAGAACUGAUUGCCUUUGAAUUCCCUGUGUUGGUGGCCUUGGAAUUUGCCCUUCAUCUGCCAGAGCAUGAAGUCAUGCCCCAUUACAGACGCCUGGUCCAGAGUGCCCAGCACAGACCCCCUAGGAGAGCCUCCUAGGGUCUGCUUCCUCUGGGCUCAGCAGAGAAGCCCUUCCUACUGGAAAAGCAAACACAACUCAACACACCAAACUUUUUUCUUUCAACAUGUUUUUGUGUAGAAGCCAUACCAGAAGCUUUACAGGGAGCCUUCGGUCUGGCCAGCCGAGAGGAGCUGUGAGCUGUUUCACACAUGGCAAGGGAAUGGGAGACCCAUGCAGAGGACAGCAGAGGCCCUGCCAGCCAUCCAUGCACAAGACUUGUUAGCGGUCCCCACCCCAGCCUUCCUCCUGGGCACACAGACCCUGCCAGCUGGCCCAGGGCCUUCUCUCCAGACCUGUUUAUUACAACUCAUAGAGUGUGAAGUUCUAGGACAGAGUGGAGAAGAAAAUUUGCCGAAGUUGGGGGAAAGUUUUUAAAAGAUACCCUCACUGUGUCAAAAGAGCAUGCCAAUCUAUUUUUGUAUCAACUCUCAGAAGUGCACUUUUCCCGGGGCGUGUGGAAGCAUGAGUGUGAGAACCUGUGUGUCUGAGAGGGGCUGCAGUAGUCCUCGCCCUCUUUAGAGCAAAGUUCCGCCUGGGGUCCCGAGUCAGGCUGACCUUUGGCAGUCAUUUCUAGAUAAUCUGGAAUAAUAAUCUCUCUCUCCAUACCAGAGUACCUGACAUCUUCUACCCGUAGAAAAUAACAUUGUUUCUGUUACUGCUUCUCCCACCAGUGGGACAAAGAAGACAUGUCCUCGGUAUUGGAUGGAUUGCAUGGAAGUACCAGAGUGUGGCGCUCUGUACCUUUCUGCAGUCACACUGUGUGCAUAUGUUUAAUCUUUGCACUUUUCCCACCAUGGAGAUGGCUGGGGUUGCGCUCCAUGGUGGUGUUCCAUGCUCUAUGUUAGAGUGCAUCAUAAGCACAUUUACUGUGCUCUGUAUAUAUACAUAUAUAUAUAUAUAUAUAUAUAUAUAUAUAUAUACACACAUACAUAUAAAGUUUUAUAAAACUAUCCAGAAUAGGGGUAAGGUGCAUGAUUGGGGUCUUGAGCUGAGGUUGAGUCGAUUAAAGAGUCAGUGACUUAUUGCCACAUACCCAUGGCUGUCAGUGCAGAAUUUUAAUUCUAACUUGUACUGACUCACUGGGAUGACCUUUACUGGGGCAUGUCACCACACCGUCACCUCAUAGCCACAAGAGAGAGGGCCCACUGGGGGUUUGCCUGACUGAAGAAAGCCCAUGGCCAUGUAAAAAGAGAAUUAAAAUGUUUUAUUCUUUCUAUA